UUACACUUGGCACAAUGCAGUCAGGCAAGUACCGUUCUCUUGGCAACUGCCAAACCCAGACACGUCCAUCAGAUUGCCAGACAGAGAAGCGUGUUCCAGAGAACACAUCUCAACUGCUCUAGAGUCCAGUGGUGGUGCUUAGUUACUGUUGUUCCCAGUUGCUUCCACUUUGUUAUAAUACGACUAACAGUUGACUGUGGAAUAUUUAGUAGCAAGGAAAUUUUAUGGAUGGACCUUUUGCACAGGUGGCAACCUAUCUCGGUAUCACGCUUGAAUUCACUGAGUUCCUGAGAGCGACCCAUUCUUUCAAAAAUGUUUGUAGAAGCAGUCUGCAUGUCUAG
Molecule: messenger RNA, 341 nt
Organism: Staurois parvus
Lineage: Eukaryota; Metazoa; Chordata; Amphibia; Anura; Ranidae
Source: the annotation of a GenBank genome assembly